GGAUUACCUAUCUGGUCAAACGCAUGACUGAAGUUAACUUUGCAAUGGAGGCCAAAACUAAGACCUUGGAAUCAUCACUUACAGUUCCAAGUGUUCAAGAACUAUCACUCCAAAGCCCACACAAAGUUCCACCAAGGUACAUCAGAGAUAAUGAUGAUGAUGAUUUCUGUACUUUUCCUUCUGAUGAUCCAUCUCUUAUCAUACCCUUGAUUGAUAAAGCCAAGUUGGUCAACGCAGAUGCACAACAAGAUGAGCUUCGUAAACUUCACCUUGCUUGUAAACACUGGGGCGUUUUUCAGGGAAAUAUUAGAAAAAUAUUCUGAAGAUAUGAGAGAGGAAGCAAUUUCAAUAUUGAGUUUCAUUACGUUGGCUUUGGGGAUUGAAGAUUCAAAAUUAUCAGAAAGUUUCCAUGAAGGACAAUAUGAUAUAAGGUUGAACUGCUAUCCACCUUGUCCAGAGCCUGAAAGAGUUCUUGGUAUUGUUCCUCAUGCUGACAAUUCUGGAAUCACUCUCUUGGUUGACUUUGGUGAUUUUCCAGGGCUGCAGUUCCUUAAAGACGGAAAAUGGGUCGGUGUUGAGCCGAUUGAAGGAGCCAUUGUUGCUAACAUAGGCCAUAUAAUUGAGGUGAUGACAAAUGGGAUAUACAAAGCACCAGAGCAUAGAGCUAUAGUAAAUAAGUUGAAGGAAAGAUUGUCAGUAGUGACAUUCUGCUAUCCAAGUCCUUCUAUUGAUAUUGGACCUUCUGACAAGUUAAUUAAUAGUGACAGAAACUUACAAUUAUACAAGAGUAUGACAAAUGCAGAGUACUUUAGAAGGUUUUUCAACAGGAAGCUUGAUGAAUCCUUUAUUGAUAGUCUUAGAUUAUAAUAAAUUGUAUUAUUUAGUUGUACAUUUUUGUUGUUCCACACUUUCAUUAUUUCCACUUUGUAUAAUAAUAAGGAUACGUUGCUGCAAUAUGUAUCUUUGUUUAUCCAAUCCGGAAAAGGGUAAAGAUGACUUGUCUUGAUUGCACAUAACAAAAUUUGAGUCUUGUGUUUAGUUUA
This is a messenger RNA of Cicer arietinum (chickpea), 1043 nucleotides long. Its product is annotated as oxoglutarate-dependent flavonoid 7-O-demethylase 1-like. The record is from RefSeq and is a predicted model, not a curated record. NCBI's taxonomy places the organism in Eukaryota, Viridiplantae, Streptophyta, Magnoliopsida, Fabales, Fabaceae.